UUUUACAAAUCAAAUCCAAAUUCUUUGACUUAGAAAAAAAAUGUCUUCCUUCUUAGCACUUAUAAUAUUUAUAUUAGCAACUAAUUAUUUUCAAUUUAGCUUAGGAGUGAAAAAAUUGGCUUCACUCUAUGAAGCACAACCUAUGCCCUUAAAAUACCAUAAUGGCCCUUUACUUGAAGGGCAGCUGCCCGUUUACGUCCUUUGGUACGGAAAGUUCUCCCCUUCUCAAAAAACAAUUGUCUCCGACUUCUUUCUCUCUCUUGACCGACCUGCCCGAAAACACGACCGUGUUGUGGGCCCAACAGUGGGCCUAUGGUGGCAUACCGUGCAAACUAAUUACAUGAAGAAGGCCGGUAAAGGUAGGCUACAUGUUAUUUUGUCCAAGCAACAUGUUGAUGAAGAAUGUUCCCUAGGGAAAAAUUUAAAUAAGUCUCAACUCGCGGAGCUAGCCCGACGAGUGAAUUCUAAACCCAUUGGGCUAACCCUCGUCCUCACGGCUAAUGAUGUAGCCGUGGAGGGGUUCUGUGUGAGUAGUUGUGGGUCACACGGGUCUGAUCAUAAGACAAAGUCAACGUAUAUAUGGGUGGGUAAUUCAAUAAGUCAAUGCCCGGGCCAAUGUGCUUGGCCCUUUCAUCAGCCCAUUUAUGGCCCACAAGAUACACCAUUGGUGGCCCCCAAUGCUGACGUGGGGGUAGAUGGCAUGGUGGUAAAUAUUGCCAACCUUUUGGCUAAUACUGCGACAAACCCGUUUGGGACCGGGUAUUACCAAGGUGAAGCAGAAGCUCCGCUUGAGGUAGCUUCUGCUUGCACCGGGGUGUAUGGAAAAGGAGCUUACCCGGGUCAUGCGGGUGAGCUCCUAAUAGAUUCGAGUUCAGGUGCAAGUUAUAAUGCCAAUGGACUAGACGGGCGGAAAUACCUUUUGCCCGCUUUGUUUGAUCCAUCUACCUCUACUUGUUGGACCCUUGUGUGAACGUUGGAUAAGUAAUUAAAGGCAAUGGAAGCGUUGAAAGCCAUCCAAUAAGGAAUGAAAAUAAUAAAGAUUGUAAUAAUGUUGCAUGAAUGCAUGAUUACUGAUUGGGAUGGUUAGCUAGUGUAGUACAUAAUGUUUUUGUAAUUAGACAUGUAUAUUCAAAUUUCUAGAAUUUUUAAUGUUUUUUUUUCCUCCCACAACAUACAUGAGAUGUUGUAAUCGAAAUUAAAUGAAUGCAUUUGAAGAUUUUAAAUUUUUUACUUAAACUUGACUCAUAUUGGAAUAAUUUUUAUUAGCUAUGUAUGAGAGUGUGGGGUAACUCAAGUGGUUAGAGUUUUCCUCCGGAUUUCAAGUGAUUUUGGAUCCAUUUUGAUCAUCACUCGUCCGUAGCUCUCUUAAAAAAAAGUUAUUAUAUACUCCUCUGUAUUCUUUUACUUGCAACAUUAUAUCAUGACCCAUUGAA
This is a messenger RNA of Chenopodium quinoa (quinoa), 1433 nucleotides long. RefSeq names its product protein EXORDIUM-like. The record is from RefSeq and is a predicted model, not a curated record. Lineage: Eukaryota; Viridiplantae; Streptophyta; Magnoliopsida; Caryophyllales; Amaranthaceae. The transcript has a single exon. The coding region runs from base 41 to 970 and encodes 309 amino acids.